Molecule: messenger RNA, 330 nt
Organism: Rotaria socialis
Lineage: Eukaryota; Metazoa; Rotifera; Eurotatoria; Philodinida; Philodinidae
Source: the annotation of a GenBank genome assembly
AUGUAUGCCGAUAUGAUUUGUGAUGUUAUGCCCCCCAUACCUGAAGAUGGCGGUGGUAAUGGUUCCAAUGCUGAAGGUAAUGGAUCAGAUAAUGGUGAAGAAGCUGAAGCUAAUAUUGAACAGUUAAUGGUAUCAAUGCUUGAAGAACGUGAUAAAUUACAAGAAAAAUUACGUGAAACCGAAGACAUAUUAAAUACAUCACAACAAAAAUUGACUGAAACCGAAAAAGAACGCGAUAUUCUAUUACGUCAAUUAUCACUUAAUGCUCCACAGUGCAUUGCAGUAGCUGAAGUUGCCUAUAUAAGUCAAAAAUUACCAACGGAUAAUUGA